This is a messenger RNA of Colletotrichum orchidophilum, 417 nucleotides long. RefSeq lists its product as uncharacterized. The coding region runs from base 1 to 417 and encodes 138 amino acids. NCBI's taxonomy places the organism in Eukaryota, Fungi, Ascomycota, Sordariomycetes, Glomerellales, Glomerellaceae. The transcript has 5 exons. The record is from RefSeq and is a predicted model, not a curated record.
AUGCAGUUCAGCUCUCUUCUCGCCUGCCUUAUUAUGGCGCCCUCGGCUCUGGCCAUCCCAACCGAACUCUCUUCUGGAGAGAGUGCCCUUGCCCUCAGAGCUGCUGAGAAUAUCGAGCUUCCGAACGAUCUCCCCGAGGACGCGAAGACUGUUCUGGAGACCUAUUUCAAAGAAACCGACUUGGACCUUGAGCGCAGAGAUAUCGACAAGCGAAGCGAUGUGCCCUUUUUGCAUUGCGGAUGGCGUCGUUUUUACAGCUGCCUUGGAUCUCUGGCCUCUGGUAGUGUCACCUGCAUGUGGGCAAUCUCUGCUCGCGGCCUCGAUGUGAAGGAAGACUCCAAAUGCACUGCUGCUGUUGUAAACAGCAUUCUGGCGGCUUCACUCAACUGCAAGCUGUGUGUCACUGGUCACCCUUGA